Molecule: messenger RNA, 1354 nt
Organism: Salpingoeca rosetta
Lineage: Eukaryota; Choanoflagellata; Craspedida; Salpingoecidae
Exons: 7
Coding region: 29-1354 (441 amino acids)
Source: RefSeq, a predicted model, not a curated record
CACCAGCGCUGAUGAAGAGGAUGAAAAGAUGACUUUGCGUUGGCCUCCUGCUUCAUCGUCGUUGUCGCCGCCUUCGCGGCGGGUUGUGCUUGGCUCUGAGGAGCAGUGGCAGCCCAGGGCGACAACAGCAGCACCGCCUUCCAGUGAAGAUGAGGUGAUGUGCGUUGGGUGGAAUGCGGUGGUAUCUCGUUCCUGGUUGGAGCAGGAACUGCAGCGCGGAGUGAGUCCAGUCCUGAAGGCUCGCAGACAAGAAGAAGCAUUUAUUGAAGAGGCUGUCAACGAUGAGGACGAGGAUGAAGAAGUCCAAGCGGGCAUGCUGCUCCAGCAAGCCGCGUGCAGCUGGUCCUGUGUUUGUGCAUUGACCACGAAAGCAAUAUUGAAACACAGGCCCCAGCAGGAAACGAUCAGUGGUCCUGAUACGGGAGCAGGCCGUACGUACGAAAACCAAGGGCGCUUGCACUUGACUGUGCUUCGGCCGGGCAAAUCACCGCAUGCGCCUGCAGCAGUGCUGACUCACAGCCCGCUUCCAACGUAUGAGCAGCAAGUGCGGCUGUGCUGCCAGAGCGAGCGCAUCGUGGUCGCGGCUGUUGAAGACGAACGCAGCAGCAGACACCAGCAGGGCGAAGUAGGAGCAGACGUCCUGUUUGAGGCCGCAAUAGCCGCAGAGCAAACAACAAGCACAAGACCCACAGUCACAGGGCAAGCAGAGCAACGAAGUGAAGCGGGUAUGCUCGCCUGGAUUCCAGUUCCCUUUCCACGCUUUCGCAAGAUCAAGCAGCUGGCUUGUGGCAAAACACACAGCAUGGUGCUGGACACGCACGGCGAUGUCUGGGCAUGGGGACGCGGCGGUUUUGGCCAGCUUGGCCACGGCUCCAUCCACGACGAGCCAACUCCAAGGCCAGUGGAGGCGCUGCAAGGCAUGUGCAUGUCCAUGAUUGCUGCCGGUGGGUGGCACUCGCUCGUUCUCUCAUCUUCAGGGGAUGUCUACUCAUUUGGCUGGAACAACCACCACCAGCUCGGCCGGGACACGACGGACACACCGCCUGCAGUGCCAGGGCUGAUUGAGCUGGAAGAAAGCAGUGACAGCACGGCUGACAACGAACAAACUCAUUCUCUCCGACAUGGCGAGGACGUUGUUUCUGUUGCAUGUGGAUCUGCUCACAGCUACGCCGUCACAUCUGUCGGGCAGGUGUUUGGCUGGGGCUGGGCUGAGCAUGGGCAGUUUGGCCCAAACACAAAGGAGAGUCAUGUGAUCAAACCAACCGUCAUUCCCUUCCUUCAACAACACACUGUUCGCUGUAUUCUGUCUCAGCAUUCAAGCUGGGGAGGUGUUUGUCUCCUUGCCAAAGAAUGA